This is a messenger RNA of Scomber japonicus (chub mackerel), 1714 nucleotides long. It is a transcript of the gene nusap1, whose product is annotated as nucleolar and spindle associated protein 1. Gene Ontology annotation, molecular function: microtubule binding. The record is from RefSeq and is a predicted model, not a curated record. The coding region runs from base 69 to 1439 and encodes 456 amino acids. Lineage: Eukaryota; Metazoa; Chordata; Actinopteri; Scombriformes; Scombridae. Gene Ontology annotation, biological process: mitotic chromosome condensation; establishment of mitotic spindle localization; mitotic cytokinesis. The transcript is spliced from 12 exons. Gene Ontology annotation, cellular component: mitotic spindle; microtubule; nucleolus.
GAGAGAGGACAACAACGUGGAUAUAUACUUGUUUCAUUUCAACAAACAGAGCAAACUAUAACAUCAACAUGGACCUGGACUCCAUGAAAUAUGCAGAGCUACGAAGCCUUGCAAAGGAGCUCGGCCUUAAAGCCAACAUGAAGGGCGAUAAACUCUUGAAGGCAAUCAAGCAGCUUUAUGAACAAAAAAAGAAGGAGGAAGAGCAGGGGAAUGAGAAGGAUGCUGCUGUUGAGCAAAAAGAUGAAAAUGAGGCUCAAGUCAGCACUCAGGAAAAUAAGGAUGCAACCUGCAAGGAAGACGUUUCCAGCACCUCAGUGUUUGUGAACACACGUCGGGGGAAAGGAAAUGGGACCAAGAGAAAGAUCUCUGAAAUUGCAACGGUGACCGAGUGCAAUGAGUUGCCACCCACUGCAGAAGAGGUUGAUGCUGAAGUCACAGCAUCUAGUCCAAGCGGUGGUACCAGAGGUGCUAAAAAGAGACGCGUGUCCUCUGCCAGUGACUCUGAAAAAGUGGACACUGAGCUUCCUGCAGAGCCACCAGCCGCCAACAGUGAGCAGCAGCCUGCUGUCAAAGGAAAUGCAUCAAAAAUCCCCAAAGCUGGUAAGAUCCCUCGUUAUGAAGGGGUCCAGAAGAAGAAGGCUUUGUUGAAGCCAAGCACUCCAAACUUCAAAAAGCUCCAUGAGGCACAUUUUAACAAGAUGGAGUCCAUUGACUCAUACGUCCAUCGGAAGAACAAGCAGAUUGAGAGCUACAAGAAUCCAGUGAAAGAACUGAAGAUGCCUUCAGACAAAGUGAAACAGCAGAAAGUUGAUGUUAAAACUCAAGUGAAGGCAAAUGUGAGUCGUACUUCCAUGUUCAGCCCUGUCACGGUGAAUAAGAGACCAGCUCCCCAAACUAAACCAGCAGAGAAGAAAGAUGCUCUAUUCAGACCAUCUGUCAUUUCCACUCGCAGGAUCAACGUUCGGUUCUCUGAAGCCACUCAAGACAACGAGCAUAAGAGGUCCUUGGUGAAAACGCCAGCACGCAAGUCCCUCUGUGUGACCUCGAGUACCCCACUGAAACAGACCGAAGAUGGAGGAAAGCCCAACACCAUGAAGACUUUAACUUUCUCUGCAUCCAAGACUCCAGGGCCUUUCGUUUUCAUUGGAAACACCAGCACUAACACAACCCCAGGAACACAGAAGAAGACUAACUUUGAUCUGAAGGCCAGUCUGUCUCGUCCCCUCAGCUACAAGCCUCAUACAGGUAAACUGAAGCCGUUUGGAGAGGCCAAAGAAAACGCAGCAGGAAACAAGUCGCUGGUCUCAAACUCACACCAGAAAAAUUACAAACAGCACCAAGUCCAGACAAGAGCGGAGAGAAGAACAAAACACACUGAGGAUCGGAAGCAGAAGAAAGCGAACAUGCUCGGUGCAAGAAGAGGCCUCGUCAUGAUGUAGAAAUGUCCCGCUUGUUUGUAGACGUCUGUACAGCUCGUUGUUCCACUGUAAAUAUUUUACUGUCUGCAGUUUACUCAUUUCUGCAAUCUCUUUUUAGUCUCUUUGGUUAGGAAACCUGUUGCUUCCAUCCAGCCUUCUGUGGGGUUUUUAUUUUUAUAUUUUAUUCGUGCAUUAGUAAAACAUUUUAUAGCUCUGAAUGAUGCAUUUGUGUAUUUUGAUAUGUAGAAAAUCGAUGUCCUGUUUUGCUGCAUUUGGAAACUUGUAAUUUUGUUCUU